UCUCUCAAAAAACCCUAAUCCUUUACUCUCAUAUAUUUUACCUUUGAGCAGCAAAGACACCUUCACUUCUCUCUCUGAAGAUAGCAGUCGCCACCAUCAAGCCGACCAACAAAGAGAGAUGGGCGGGGAAGAAGUUCAGGUAGCGGUGCCAGAGUCUGUGUUGAAAAAGCAAAAAAGGAACGAGGAAUGGGCAUUGGCUAAGAAGGAAGAGAAGCUAGCUUUGAAGAAGAAGAAUGCCGAAAAUCGCAAGUUGAUUUACAAUAGGGCUAAGCAGUAUGCCAAGGAGUAUGAUGAUGAGCAAAAGGAGCUUAUUAGGCUGAAGCGUGAAGCAAGACUCAAGGGAGGGUUCUAUGUCAACCCAGAAGCUAAGCUAUUGUUUAUCAUUAGGAUCCGUGGUAUCAAUGCCAUGCACCCAAAGACAAGAUCGAUCUUGCAGCUUCUGCGUUUGAGACAGAUAUUUAAUGGUGUAUUCCUGAAAGUUAACAAAGCAACUGUGAAUAUGCUUCACAGGGUUGAGCCUUAUGUGACAUUUGGGUAUCCUAAUUUAAAGAGUGUCAAAGAAUUGAUUUACAAGAGGGGCUUUGGAAAACUAAACCAACAGAGAAUUCCUUUGACUGACAAUUCAAUUGUUGAGCAGGGCUUGGGCAAGCAUGGAAUCAUCUGCACAGAAGAUCUCAUCCAUGAAAUUAUUACUGUUGGACCCCAUUUCAAGGAGGCAAACAACUUCCUGUGGCCUUUCCAGCUGAAGGCACCACUUGGAGGCUUGAAGAAAAAGAGAAAUCAUUAUGUUGAAGGAGGUGAUGCUGGAAACCGUGAGGAUUUUAUCAAUGAGCUAAUCAGGAGGAUGAAUUAGGUUUUUAUUACCUUGUUUUGAUUCUCUUUUCAUAUUUUUGUUGAUCAAAGUUAUCAGAAAUUGCCGUCGUGCUUUGUUUACGUUCAAUGUUAGUACUUCUCCAGCAGACACAGGAUGGUGGUCAUUUGGUCUUUGAGUUAUGUUUAAUCUCUCCCUUUUGCCAUAGAAGUUUUGCUAGCUUGUUACUUCAUUACUGCUUUAUUAAGCAUCUGUAUGAACUGUUCUAGAGACAAUCCCAGAGGCAAUAGUUCGCUUAUUGGUCUUUGCUUUCAU
This is a messenger RNA of Populus euphratica (Euphrates poplar), 1126 nucleotides long. Its product is annotated as 60S ribosomal protein L7-2-like. NCBI's taxonomy places the organism in Eukaryota, Viridiplantae, Streptophyta, Magnoliopsida, Malpighiales, Salicaceae. The transcript has 7 exons. Bases 119 to 853 code for a protein of 244 amino acids. Gene Ontology annotation, molecular function: RNA binding; structural constituent of ribosome. Gene Ontology annotation, cellular component: cytosolic large ribosomal subunit. Gene Ontology annotation, biological process: maturation of LSU-rRNA from tricistronic rRNA transcript (SSU-rRNA, 5.8S rRNA, LSU-rRNA). The record is from RefSeq and is a predicted model, not a curated record.